Acaulospora morrowiae is the source of this 174-nucleotide messenger RNA. The record is from the annotation of a GenBank genome assembly. Lineage: Eukaryota; Fungi; Glomeromycota; Glomeromycetes; Diversisporales; Acaulosporaceae.
AUGCUCUAUGCUAAAAAAUAUUUACAAACCGUGAUUACCAAGAUUGACUAUUUACAAAUUCCCGUUAUAGGUUCAGCGUCUUCUGAGGAAGGUGGAGCUUCGCACCAAAACAGCGGCAUCGGAAAGAAGUUCGUUCAAAAUGGCAAUGCGGAUACGCUUUUCGUAGGAGUGUAA